ACCGGAAGUGUAUCUCAGCCGUGUGUGACCUUUGUGUAAUGCUGACAGAGCUGUAUGAAGCUCAGUGGAGAGAAGGAGCUGCUUAGGGUUUAACUUGUAAUUGAAGCUUUCUUCUGUGAAGCGGCUCAGUCAGGACGAGACCACCAUGAGCACCAUGUUUGCAGACACCAUUCUGAUCGUCUUUAUCUCUAUCUGUACGGCGCUGUUAGCAGAAGGGAUCACCUGGGUUUUAGUGUAUCAAACUGAAAAGUACAAGAGGCUAAAGGCUGAGGUGGAAAAACAAAGCAAAAAGCUUGAAAAGAAAAAAGAAACCAUCACUGAAUCUGCAGGACGCCAGCAGAAGAAGAAAAUUGAAAGACAGGAAGAAAAACUGAAGAACAACAACAGAGACCUGUCCAUGGUACGCAUGAAGUCCAUGUUUGCUAUUGGCUUCUGCUUUACAGCUUUGAUGGGCAUGUUCAACUCCAUCUUUGAUGGAAGAGUUGUGGCCAAACUGCCGUUUGUGCCACUGUCCUACAUUCAGGGCCUUUCACACCGCAACCUGCUGGGUGAAGACUACACCGACUGCUCCUUUAUCUUCCUCUACAUCCUCUGCACUAUGUCCAUCAGACAGAACAUUCAGAAAAUGCUCGGACUCGCACCCUCCAGAGCUGCCACCAAACAGGCAGGGGGCUUCUUGGGACCUCCUCCUCAAACGGCAAAGUUUUCCUAAUGAGCAAGUCAUCAUGGCGCCCCCACCAGAGCUUUGAUGGAACUGUUUGUGCUGGAGCAAAUGUCUUACAUGUUGCAGCUACUAUGUUGUUUGAUUUUGUUGCUUGUUGUGAUAUUUAACUUAAAGAAGAAAAACAUAGAACAGAACUUAUUCCUUUAAUUUAGUUCACACUUUGUUCAGCUCACAUCAUGGACUGUUCUGAGAUUUUAAACAUUUACUGACACAAUAACAUCUGAACCACUUUCAGUAUUAUUGGACGUCAUCAUCUAUAUUUUGAGUAACUUACACAUUAAUAAAAGUUUUAUGAUUAUA
Molecule: messenger RNA, 1024 nt
Organism: Girardinichthys multiradiatus
Lineage: Eukaryota; Metazoa; Chordata; Actinopteri; Cyprinodontiformes; Goodeidae
Gene: tmco1
Product: transmembrane and coiled-coil domains 1
Exons: 7
Coding region: 146-712 (188 amino acids)
Biological process (GO): endoplasmic reticulum calcium ion homeostasis
Cellular component (GO): endoplasmic reticulum membrane; endoplasmic reticulum; cytoplasm
Molecular function (GO): calcium channel activity
Source: RefSeq, a predicted model, not a curated record